Postia placenta MAD-698-R-SB12 is the source of this 306-nucleotide messenger RNA. RefSeq lists its product as hypothetical. The transcript has 2 exons. Bases 1 to 306 code for a protein of 101 amino acids. Gene Ontology annotation, cellular component: mitochondrion. The record is from RefSeq and is a predicted model, not a curated record. Gene Ontology annotation, biological process: mitochondrial respiratory chain complex II assembly. Lineage: Eukaryota; Fungi; Basidiomycota; Agaricomycetes; Polyporales; Adustoporiaceae.
AUGUCAAUGCGACGAACAGGCUUGCAGAAAGAAGUCCUCGCACUGUACAGGCGAGCACUGCGCAUGGUCAACACCAAACCACCCGCGGUACGCCCCAAGUUCGCCCUAUUUGUGCGGUACACAUUCAAGGCGCAGGCGACCUUGGUGUCUCCACGCGACUAUGCGGCGAUCGAGCAUCUCCUACGGCGCGGGCGACGCCAGGUAGAAAUGUACGAGGACAGCAAGGUGCGGGACUGCUGGGUGAGCGCGGAGAUGGUGCAGUGGGGGGAGAGGAACAGGGGAAGGGUACGAAAUACGUCACAGUAG